AUGGUUACAGUCCGGUCAGUCCUUGCUAUUGCUGCAGCAAAGCAUUGGGCCAUUUUUCAAAUGGAUGUGCACAAUGCUUUCCUUCAAGGUGAUCUCCUUGAAGAUUACAUGGAGGUCCCUCCAGGGUUUGCUAGCCAGGGGGGAAGCACAGUGAAAGUGGAGUCUGAGCUAAUAGUGGUGCUUGUCUAUGUGGAUGAUUUACUUGUAACUGGGAGCAAUCAGAGAUUGAUUCUGCAAACCAGAAAUGACCUGAAGUUGAAGUUUAAAAUGAAAGACUUAGGUGAGCUUAAAUUCUUUCUUGGAAUAGAAUUUGCUAGAUCAUCUAAAGGCAUUGUGAUGAGCCAAAGGAAGUAUGCCUUGGAACUCAUUGCAGAAAUGGGUCUUAGUGGUGCAAAACCUGCUGGUACACCUUUGGAAGCAAAUUCCUCCCUUGAAGCAGAAGACAAGUUGUUAGCAGAUGCUGGAAAAUAUCAAAGGCUAAUAGGCAGAUUACUAAAUCUUACUAUGACUAGAGUGGAUAUUGCAUAUGUGGUGCAAGUUCUAAGUCAACACAUGCACAAACCAAAGCAGUCACACAUGGAAGCUACAUUGCGAGUAGUGAGAUAUAUUAAAGGUUCUCCUGGUCUUGGCCUUCUAAUGCCAUCUGGAGACUCAGGUAAACUAGAAGGCUUUUGUGACUCAGACUGGGGAGGAUGUCUUCAGACCAGGAGAUCAGUAACAGGCUACUUGGUGAAGUUUGGAGAUGCAUUGAUUUCUUGGAAGUCAAAAAAGCAAGAAACUGUAGCAAGGAGUUCUGCAGAAGCAGAGUUCAUGAGCACGGCCUCAGCAGUGGCUGAACUCACUUGGCUUACAAGGCUUUUCAAAGAGUUAGGAGUGGAUGUUGAGCUACCUAUAACUCUUAAUUGUGAUAGCAAAGCUGCUAUUCAAGACACUCUAUCGAUCAUGGGGUUUAUAUGA
Messenger RNA from Nicotiana attenuata, 957 nucleotides. RefSeq lists its product as uncharacterized. Bases 1 to 957 code for a protein of 318 amino acids. The record is from RefSeq and is a predicted model, not a curated record. Lineage: Eukaryota; Viridiplantae; Streptophyta; Magnoliopsida; Solanales; Solanaceae. The transcript is spliced from 3 exons.